AUGUAUCGACCACGAACUGUUGGCUUCAUUCGUCGGUGCACCAGUGUUGCAUUCUCGUCUCGUUCUGUACAGCUACGUUUAUUCACUUUGUCGUGUCCCAAAGGGGAAGGUCAGCAGCCAUUCUUGAAGGCCAAAUUGGAAGCAGUUCAAGGAGACAUUGGUGGUGAACAAUGGUUCCCAGAACUGGGCCGGUCUCCUUUAGGCAGAUUCUUUGUCAAUAACGGAGGCGAAGAGCUAGUCGACAAGCCUCAGAGCGAGGGAGAUGGCUCUGUGUGGAAGGCCAUGCAGGCCAUCAGCCCUCGUCAGCAAGCCGCUAUCAAGGACGUCUCAGGACUCUUCCGAGAGGAUGGAUCCGUCACGAUUGAUCCACUCUAUCUUCGAGACGCAUGUCGAUGCCGUCUCUGCAUCGACAGCUCGACCCUCCAACGGAAGUUUGUGACGGCACAUAUCCCGCUGGAUAUUGAGGCAGUUUUCGAUGGGCGCAGUAAUCAAGGAAGGGUCAAGGUCAAGUGGAAAAACGACAUACCCGGCUAUCCUGCAGACCAUCAGUCCCUCUAUACGCAGUCCGACCUUCACACCUUGAUUUUGCCAUCUCCAGAUUCAGUUGUUGCUAGAAAACGUCAUUAUUGGGACCGCGAAGCUUUCGAGAAGCGAGCCAACUGGACCACAUAUGCUGACUUUGUGAACGACACUGAAGCUUACAAAAUCGCCAUGUCUGCACUCCACCGUGAUGGCCUGAUCUUCAUAACGAAAGUGGAUGCCAAUGAGGAGGCAGUGAGGAGGAUGGCAGAGCGUAUAGGCCCACUGCGUAACACAUUCUACGGCUCGACCUGGGACGUCCGGUCAUUAGCCAAUUCUAAAAAUGUGGCAUACACCAAUCAACAUCUCGGCUUCCACAUGGAUCUGCUCUAUAUGACUAAUCCGCCAGGGUACCAGCUGCUUCACUGUCUCAAAAACUCCUGCUCAGGCGGUGAAUCUAGGUUCGCGGAUGCCUUCUUCGCUGCAACUAGGCUUCGCCAGGAUAAUGAGUCACACUACAGACAGUUGACCCGGUAUCCCGUUGAAUGGACUUACGAAAAUGACGGGCAAUUCUACAUGUCGAAGAGACCCACGUUCCACGAGGUCCAGUCCUUUAUCGGUAACGAGGAACAUGCGAGACAUCGACUUAAGCGCAAAGCGAACAAGGACAACGAUGCUGAUCUGGCCUAUGUUAAUUGGAGUCCACCAUUCCAAGGCAAAUUAUAUCACCAGCAUGAAUACCCUGAGCGAACGAAGGUGUUCGUACAAGCUACGAAGAACUUUGAUCGUAUCUUGAAUGACGAUGCCAUGGUGUACGAGCUAAAAAUGGAAGAAGGCACAUGUGCUAUAUUCGAAAACCGCCGAGUCGUGCACGCAAGAAACGCUUUCCAACUGGAGGAUGGGGAAAGAUGGCUAAGGGGUGCAUAUGUUGAUGAAGAUGCAUUCUGGAGCAAAUGCCGUGCGAUUGGAGCCGACAAGUAUGACACGUCAAAUAUAGCACAUCCAGACGGGGUCUUCGUCCGGAGAUAUGAAGCGUCUGGGAAAUACGAAAUGCCAGACAUUUCCAGGAAGGAUAACAAGGAACAGUCAGCAGACAACAGUAAGGCUGUACCUCACGCGGAACCAGGUGAACCAAAUAAAUCAGAUGAACCACAUGCGAAAGAAGAUGCACCCAGAAUUCCAAAAUCACAAAAGAAAUUCGCCCUGGAAUUGUCCCUCCGCCCCAGCAAACGACCUAAAAAGAAGAAAUCCAAAAAAACUCCAAGAGAGCAAGAAGAGGCUCCAGAAGAGCAAUAA
Molecule: messenger RNA, 1815 nt
Organism: Endocarpon pusillum Z07020
Lineage: Eukaryota; Fungi; Ascomycota; Eurotiomycetes; Verrucariales; Verrucariaceae
Exons: 1
Coding region: 1-1815 (604 amino acids)
Biological process (GO): carnitine biosynthetic process
Cellular component (GO): mitochondrion
Molecular function (GO): oxidoreductase activity
Source: RefSeq, a predicted model, not a curated record